AAGGAAACAAACAUCCAUCCAGAAGGAACGGGAGACGGAGAGAGAGAGAGGUAGGAGGGCGAAGGAAGGGAGACCUGAACCCACCUUAACCCACCUGAACCCACCCUGAACCGGCCUGACACGGAGGGGACAGCGCUACGGAGACACGCCGAGGAACCAGGACCACACAAACCGUCGACAUUUUGUUUUUCUUCAUCUUCUUCUUCAUCUUCUUCUUGUGCGCGAGGACAUAACGGCUACUUUUUUCCCGCUGACGUCUCGCGAGAAACUUCCAUCGAUUUAAAAAAAAAAAAAAAAAAAAAAAGCAGGUGAUGAUGGAUUAAUUUUUUAACACUUUUUUUUUUAAUGAUUUUUGAAGUGAGCUCAGCUUGUCGAGCAAUGGCCCAAGAGACGAACCAGAGCCCGGUGCCCAUGCUUUGUGCCACAGGCUGUGGUUUCUAUGGCAACCCGAGAACCAAUGGCAUGUGCUCCGUAUGCUACAAGGAGCACCUGACGCGGCAGCAGAGCAGCGACCGCAUGAGCCCCCUCAGCCCUAUGGGCUCUGCUGCUAGUCCUACCUCAGAGGCCUCAGCCAUCCAGAGACUAGAAGCCAGUCUAGCCAAGGUUGAUGCCUCCCCUGCCUCUUCACCAGACAUGUCUAGAACUAUUCAAGGAUCUCUUCCUGUGACUCAACAAAUGACAGAGAUGAGCAUCUCGAGAGAGGAUAAGCCAGAACCCUUAGAACCUGUUGUAAACCAGCCUGCUGCUUCUAGCCCAACUCCUGUAGCUUCUUCCAGCAGUGAAGACGGCAAAGGUGACACCCCCAAACCCAAGAAGAACAGGUGCUUCAUGUGCCGCAAACGAGUGGGCCUUACAGGCUUUGACUGUCGCUGCGGCAACCUGUUCUGCGGCAUCCACCGGUACUCCGACAAGCACAACUGUCCCUACGAUUACAAGGCCGAGGCUGCCGCCAAGAUCCGCAAGGAGAACCCCGUGGUGGUGGCCGACAAGAUCCAGAGAAUAUAGAUUUGACAAAACAACAACAACAACAACAACAACAACAACAGCAGAAGCAGAAGCAGACGAUGACAACAUCUUUGACAAAGACUGGAGUAUGAGUGUGAACCUUUUGGAAUGAGCACUGGCACCGAGUGGCCAUGUGAGGAUUGAAAGGACUUGAUUCAUGAAAAAUUACAACCUCAAGAAAAAAAAAACAGAAGAAGAAAAAAAAAAAAGAUCCUGUCUGAGGGAGAUGCAUGAAUGAUCACUUUUUUCUUUUUUUGAUUAAUUCAUUAGUUUGUUUUAUCCUAUUUUCUGUGGUGUGACUUUGCCGCUGUUCAGUCCCUCUCUUCGUUUUGUUUUUUUUUUAAGAAUAUGUAUUGUCUUAUAAUUAAGAGCAGCCCAGGCUAACUGUCCAGGUAACGCUGCGCUCCUCUCACCCCCAGAAACCAGGCGCCAGUUUGUGCCAAACCGUAAGACCAUUUCACUCAGAUCCCUGUCACGUGAUCUUUUUCAAAAACAUCCAGACUACACAGCGUAACAGUCCCUCGACCUUUAUUACUCCGUUGGUACUGGAGUCCGUCAACGUUUGGAGAACCGUACAAGUGUCCCCGACCAUGCACAAGGGGCGUUGUUACCUUGUCUCUGUCUUUCCUAGCUUUACCUACCUCACAGCUGCUGUGUUAAGCUUUUGUCGUCUUCCCCGUUUGUUUUCCAUCCAGCUUCAACCCCAGCGGAACAAUGGAUCAUCUUGAUAGUCAGUCAGCCUCCGUGACCCCUCUGAUCAGCAUGUCCGUGUUGACUUUGAUCGGUUUGAUUGUGAUUUUAAAAAACAAAACAAAACAAAACAAAAAAAAAAGGCUGCUCCAUUUUAAAGCUGGAGGUAUCACGCUUAGACAGGGACAGACAGAUUACUCCACGUUACGCUGAUUCCAAACAUUUUCAAUGGACUUCAAGGGUAACAGAGUUUAAACCACCACCACCCAUCACCACCUCCACCACCACCCAUCACCACCUCCACCACCACCCAUCACAGACGCCUGGUGCAGGGCUGUGCGUACCGAUGUGUGGCCUGAGAAGGAAGGAUGGCACCCUUCCCUUCCCCUGGCGCGUUGGCCUGUUAGGUGAAUUUUUAGGGGCGUGAAUGAACUGAAUGGGAUAAAUGCAUGAGUUACUCUUCAUCUACAUUAGUGUUUCACUCGGUCGACUUAGGGGUUUUUAUUUGCUGAGAGACAAUUAUGUUAUAUUUUAUUAUCAUCUUUUUUGUUCUCUUCCAUCGAUAUUGUACUGAUGUUAGCGCAUGUAUUCAGUGCAUUUGUGGAAUUAGGGGUAUGUGAACCAUGAUUUUUUUAUUUUAAUGCGCUAACAGAAAGAGUGUGUGUGUGUGUCCUUUCCGUCUGUGGAGCUACCCGGUUUAUCAGCACAUGUUUACAGAACUACAGGAGCAUGCCAGAGCUAGAUUUAUUAAAAGAAAGCACCGUAGAGAAGUGUGUGUGUGUGUGUGUGUGCGAGUGUGUGUGUGCGACGGCUGCCUGACACAUUGAAACAUGUAUGUUUGUGACUUGUGUUAACCCCCUCCACCCCGAUCCACUUCUUCUUUUUUUUGCCCCCCUCCCCUGUAAGGAUGUUUUUCAUUUACGAGACAACUGUAUGUAUCCGUUUGAGUUUUUCCUUUCUGAUUCUUAGUUAUAUGCAAAUUUGUACAAAAAAUGAAAAAACAACAAACUGUGUUGAUAUUUAUGUAUUACAUAUAAUCUUGCUAUCCAGCAUUACGACAGAAUAGUAUCAUGUAAAUAAAACUGUACAGAGAGACAUUA
This is a messenger RNA of Larimichthys crocea (large yellow croaker), 2795 nucleotides long. RefSeq names its product zinc finger, AN1-type domain 5a (gene zfand5a). NCBI's taxonomy places the organism in Eukaryota, Metazoa, Chordata, Actinopteri, Sciaenidae. The transcript is spliced from 6 exons. Gene Ontology annotation, molecular function: zinc ion binding; DNA binding. The coding region runs from base 346 to 1005 and encodes 219 amino acids. The record is from RefSeq and is a predicted model, not a curated record.